AUGUACUGUGAUCAGUUUGUCGUGUUUACUGCAGCAAUUCAUGCAACAGACAUCACUUACAAAGUCAUAUCGUUGGUCCCCAAUGGCGAAACAGUUGCUGUCAUUGUAAACAACCAUAUUUACCCAUUGACAAAUGCCAACUCAAACUCUAGCUUACUUCAUUUUGGUGAAGCUCCUGCCCCAAAUAAUGGCGAUUACAAAUAUGUCAUUAUUGAAAAUGAGAACAACCAAAUCGUGGAAAGCGAAAAUUUCACUCGUACUAUUAGCGACGGGACAACAAGUACACCAAAUGAUUACUAUGGAAGAUCGUGGAAUUAUUUUGAUCUGCCAGAAAUGCCGGAUAUUCUUCCUUCACUCCCCAUCAUUCACCGAAUUCAAUCCAAGCUUCACAUCCACAAUGAAAUUCCUACAAUUCAUUUUUAUGGUGAUCAGUCUCUGGUAGAUAUGAUCCAUCAAAACCAGACAGCUGACAUUGAUAUACAUUUAAACAUGACUUAUAUCAGUCCUGACGACGUUGUCCACUUUCCCAACGUCACAGUAGCACUGUCUGGACACUCAACGAGGGGUCUUUCUAAGGUGUCCUAUUCUUUUAAAACGCCUACUGAUGAUUAUUUGUAUGGCUAUCGUCGGAUCAAGUUACGAUCCAUGUCUAUGGAUUCGUCUUACAUGAGAGACUAUAUGAGCUAUGGCGUUGCAAAGGCCAUUGGUCAACCUUCUAGUGAAUAUAGUUACGCACGUCUAUACAUCAAUGAUCGAGCUAUUGGGCUUUUCGGUGUUGCCGAGGCAUUUAAGGCACCCUGGAUACGUAACGAAUUUGCUAAUGGAGAUGCCAACUUUGACCAUGGUGCACUUUACACGGCAGAUAUCUUUGGUGGAAAAGAACUAUUUGGUGCCCUUGAGAACGGCGAUGGAAGACCUAAAGGUUCUCCUGACGGGGAGAUGCAACCUUUAGACAGUCCCGCUGAACUAUCCUAUCUAGGAAGCAAUGUUAGUCUUUAUAGUGCAGGUCAAUAUGAUGUAAAAGAAGAUCCCUCGUCUGGCUCCCCUAAUUAUACUAGAAUCAUGGAUGUAAGCAAAUUUAUCUCAGAACAGCCCACUAUACCUCUCGACAAUGAUUCUACUGUUUCACUCUGGGAAAAAGAAAUUGAUGUCGUGAGUUUUCUUCGUGGUCUGGCUCUUGAAAUUAUUUUGUCUGAUACCGAUGGCUAUCUGACAAUGGGAAAUAACUAUAUACUUUAUAAUGACCUUGUACACCAACGCUUGGUUUUUAGUGGCCAGGAUUUUGACUUAACCAUGGGUACCAUGUUUUAUAAUGCUUCUAAAAUGCUCAGUGGUAACUAUUCCGAUUACCCUGGGUUUUACAAGCGUCCCGUACCACCUGCUUUGAUGGCUGUGCCUCAUUUUAAACAAGAAUUCGAGAACUUGCUUAUUAAUAUUACUACGGAACUUGUAAACAACAAAGUACUGGGAAAUGUUAUUAGAGGAGUUUACAACAUGAUUGAGCAAGACGUAGCGUGGGAUCAGAGCUUACCACGUGUAGCUAGUGAUAUUUUGCCUGGCGCAAUUGGAAAUAUUAACUCGUCACUUUCAAAUGAUGCAGAACAGAUGUUCCAAGGGGUGUCGUUUCAAACUGCUGUUUUUGGACCUUCGGUUUCUAAUUACACAAUGAGCCUACUGGAUUGGUUAUCUAUUCGCAGUAAUAAUAUUUUAACAUUUUUCAACCAGCCGUUGAUUGAAUGAUAAACAUUAUCUUAAAAAAA
This is a messenger RNA of Mucor mucedo, 1760 nucleotides long. RefSeq names its product coth protein-domain-containing protein. The transcript is spliced from 3 exons. The record is from RefSeq and is a predicted model, not a curated record. Bases 1 to 1740 code for a protein of 579 amino acids. Lineage: Eukaryota; Fungi; Mucoromycota; Mucoromycetes; Mucorales; Mucoraceae.